Misgurnus anguillicaudatus (oriental weatherfish) is the source of this 12373-nucleotide messenger RNA. RefSeq names its product sushi, von Willebrand factor type A, EGF and pentraxin domain containing 1 (gene svep1). The record is from RefSeq and is a predicted model, not a curated record. NCBI's taxonomy places the organism in Eukaryota, Metazoa, Chordata, Actinopteri, Cypriniformes, Cobitidae. Gene Ontology annotation, molecular function: calcium ion binding.
UUUAAAAGGAAUGGAAGGCCAAGCACUGGAGAACUUAACACUGUUCUCAAAUGCAAUAUUUCCCACAUUGUAAACUUCAAAGUUAGAUUUAUAGGCUGUGCUAUUUCAGUUAGGAGUCAGUAGCUGCCUGUACUAUAAUCUCACAAUAUUAGAAAUAAUAAUCAUCUUAAUAAUAAUAAUUGCUCUAGUCUGAGUCAAAAAUACUCUCUGCAAGACCACCAAAAACUUCUUAAAAGCAUCGAGACCUUGUUUUGGUUACUGAUAAAAUCACUAAAGAAAGUGGGGAAAGAAUUAAAGAGAGAGAGUAGAAAUGUAGAGGGGGGGUCAGAUCCUCCUUCAGAUUUCUCUUUCCACAAGACCCCCGAGAGAAAACAAGAGGAAGUAAUAAAGCCUGCAGGCAACGCUGAUCUUACAAAACACUUCUGUGAUAAGUCUCCCCUUAAUAUAACAGCUCAGCUCAUUUAAACCUGUUAACAACUCCGCUUGUCCAGUGAGCUCCAUUUUUGGUGUCCAUUUCAUGCUUGUUUUGUCUACACCUAUAACCCCCGAAUAGCAGAUGGCUCUCUCGGUAUCUGCUCGGUGGUGUGAUGAGAGUGCUCGUCCGAGAGCUGACGAGUGCCAGACAUAUGGACUUGAUCAACAGGCCCGUGCUGAUGUUUUCUUUGGGCAUGUUGACAGGCUGAGAGACAAACGUCUCUCUCUCACACACACAGACUCGCUUUCUCACAAAGGCAUUGGCCGACAUGCAGUCUAGAGCGUUUCAAUGACACACAAUUUUACUCGAGGACUCCAGAGGAAAAGUAAGAGUGGGGGUCGAGAACACAUGGGGAAAACGAAGAGAGCAUGAUGAGAAGAAAAGGGAAAAGAGAGAGACACUCACGCCUCUGACUACCCCCUUUUUCCUCCGCCGCUGCUCUCGCUCGCUCUUCCUUCUCAUUCCCUCUCUUAGUCUCGCACCAGCACGCACAACCUCUCUGUCUCUCGCUCUCAUGAACUUUUCGUCACUCAGUCUCAGUCUUGGCUUUAAAUGAUUUUGAGAGCAAGGGGAGACGCAUUUGGAGAGCGGUUGAGAUGCAGGAGCUUCCCAGAUGAGCCAGCGGAAAGAUAAAAUCCUCACCACGUCUGGAAAAGUAACGGAGAAGAGAAACAGGAGGACUUCUGCAUCAAACUUCUACUGAUAUUGCAUCAAACUUAUUGGACUUAUUUGUCAGUGGUGUAAUAAUGGUGCUACUAAAACUGACUUUUACAUUCUGGCUCCUGUUCUGGUCUGGUUGUACCAGCCGGUCAGCCCGGGCUCAGCAGCUAUCCCUCCAGGCACUGCGUCAAACAGCCCAACCCCGGGGAAACCUGUCUGAGAGCGCAGAGAGCAAAGUGGCACGCCUGGGCCAGGUCUUCAGACGUAACGUGCGUCUUCUUCGGGAGCGGGGUGGUCGUCUGGACCUGGUCUUUCUGGUGGACGAGUCUUCGAGCGUAGGAGCUUCUAACUUUGGGAGCGAGCUGCGCUUCGUACGGAAGAUGCUGUCAGAUUUUCCGGUGGCUCCAGAGGCAACACGUGUGGCACUCGUGACAUUUAGUUCCAGGAACCAUGUGGUCACGAGAGUGGACUACGUGUCCGCACCCAAAGCCCACCAGCACAAGUGCUCUCUUUUCAACAAAGAGAUCCCCGCCAUCACCUACAGAGGAGGUGGCACCUACACCAGGGGGGCCUUUCAGCGUGCAGCGCAAAUCUUGCGGUACUCACGGGAGAACGCAACAAAGGUGAUCUUCCUCAUCACGGACGGCUACUCGAAUGGCGGAGACCCGCGGCCGGUGGCGGCUGCGCUGCGCGAGAGAGGAGUGGAGAUCUUCACGCUGGGCAUCUGGCAGGGGAACAUCCGCGAGCUGCACGACAUGGCAUCACACCCCAAAGACCAGCACUGUUACUUUGUGCACAACUUUGCUGAGUUUGAAGCGCUGGCUCGACGUGCCCUCCAUGAAGAUCUGCCUACUGGAAGUUAUAUUCAGGAGGAUCAGUCCCAGUGUUCAUUACUGUGUGAAGAGGGAAAGGACUGUUGUGACAUAAUGGCCAGCUGUAAAUGUGGUACACACACGGGGCAGUAUGACUGUGUUUGUGAGAAAGGAUACUAUGGAAAAGGCCUUCGACAUGAGUGCACAGCUUGUCCAUCUGGUACAUUUAAACCCGAAGCAGUUUCUGGAGGAAUGGGUACCUGCCUGCCAUGCCCAGACCUUCAUCACACAUCCAGACCUGGAAGUACAGACGUAUCAGACUGUGUGUGCACACAGGGCUACAGACCACACAACAACACAUGCCAAGUGGUGGUUUGUCCUGUUCUCACUCCCCCAGAGAAUGGUUUCUUCAUCCAGAAUGUGUGUAAUAAUCAGUUUAAUUCUGCUUGUGGGGUUCGCUGUCUGCCAGGCUUUGACCUGCACGGAGAUAAAAUCAGACUUUGUCAGCCAGACGGGACCUGGUCAGGAAUUGAGCCAAGCUGCAGAGUUCGCUCUUGUCCAGCUCUCUCUCCUCCACAUCAUGGGGAGAUGAACUGCAGUGAACCGGGCGCCCCCUACAGGCCGGAGUGUUCAGUGCGCUGUGAGCAGGGAUACAGACUGCAGGGAAGAGCCAAACUUACCUGCCUGGCCAGCUCCAACUGGAGUGGACCACAACCCAGAUGUGUCGAGGUGCGCUGUCCUCCGCUUGUUACUCUGAAGCACAUCCAUCUGUCGCCUCCUGGCUGCGGGGAAGAUGAGGUCAGGACCGGUGUGUCAUGUCAGUUAAACUGCCCCAAUGGUUACCGCCUCCUCGGAGACCCCGAAGUCAGAUGCCUACCCUCGGGAAACUGGAGUGAAAAUUCACAUAAAGCAACUUGCGCAGAUAUGGAGCCCCCAUGGAUUCAGUGCCCUGUUGAUAUCAUCACAGAGACAGAUAAACAUCAGAGGUCAGCUAACAUCAGUCUGAGUGCACCCAUGCUGGGGGACAACUCUGGAGAUGAGGUUGUUGUGCAGGUGACGCCUGUCCUGAACCCUAUGCAGCCUUUCCCAAUAGGGACUGAGUUCAUCACAUACACAGCGACUGAUCGCACUGGGAACAAGGCAAACUGCUCCUUCACUGUUACUGUAGUUGAUACGGAACCCCCUUUGAUUGACAGGUGUCGGUCUCCGCCUACCGUUAAGGCCACAGGGAGAAAGACUGCCGUGUACUGGGACGAGCCUCAGUUUUCAGACAACUCGGGAGCUUAUCUGAAUAUCUCAAGUACUCACUCGUCUGGUGAUGCUUUUCCUGUUGGAGAAACUUCAGUGUACUACACAGCCACAGACCCUUCUGGCAACAAUCGUACAUGCGAGCUCAUCAUUACUGUACAAGGUUCAACCUGUGCGAAGCCGUUUGUCCCAGUGAAUGCAGAUUUCUCUUGUGUCAAGACGAAGGAGGGUGUGAACUGCAGUCUGACCUGCAGACAGGGUUACAGUCUUGCCCAGCAUGCUGUGCAGAGCUACUUUUGUGCCAAUAAUGGAAUUUGGGAGCCGCCCCGCUCGCCAGACAGACCUGAUUGCUCCUUGAACAGGAUUGCAAACAAUGGCUUUAAGCCCUUUGAGAUGUUGUUUAAAGCAUCCCGCUGUGAUGAUCUUAACCUGCUAAAGUCCUUCACCGGGGAGUUCACCACUGUUCUUAAAGAAACGGUUCCUAACAUCUGUGGCGGAGAUGAUGUCACCUGUAAAUUGGAAAUGAUGUCACCUGGACAGUGUCUGGAGUACAAUUAUGAUUAUCCAAAUGGAUUUGCUAUUGGUGUUGGCGGGUGGAAUGGUCAGGACUAUGCCUAUUUUGACACUGGUUUUGCUCCAGAGCCCCACUUACAACAAGAUGGUUCAUCACAGCAUAGCUACCCCAUGAGGAGCAAACGUCAUCGCAAAAACAUCGAUGCAACAAAAGAGCAGAAGAUACAAAUCUAUUUCAACAUCACAGCAAGCAUCCCACUGCCCCUGUCGAGGAACGACUCGGCUGAGACAGUCAAUCAGAAACGCUUGCUAAGGGCCCUGGAGCAAAUGACCAAUCGGCUUAAGCGGACGCUGAGCAAGCAGCCGUUCUCAACCUUUCAUGUGUCGUCGGAGAUGAUUGUAGCUGAGCCCAGAUCUCUGGAAAGCAAAAAGGCAACACUGUACUGCCGACCAGGGUCUGUUCUGAAAGGCAGGGUGUGUGUUCAGUGCCCAGUAGGCACAUAUUUCUCACUGGAGUAUGCAGAGUGUGAGAGUUGCUGGAGAGGUUCAUAUCAGGAUGAGGAAGGGCAGAUGGAAUGUAAAUCAUGCCCGGAUGGGUUCUCCACCCCAUACCUCCAUUCACGAAGCCUGGAGGAAUGCAAAGCGCAGUGCCAGCCUGGCAGCUCAUCAUUAAGUGGACUGGAGACCUGUGAGUCCUGUCAGUUGGGGGAGUACCAGCCAGGUUUUGGGUCUCGGGCCUGUCUGUCCUGCCCACCUACAACCACUACUGUCAACAGAGGGGCUGUGGACGUCAAUGAGUGCGGUGUACCAUGUUCUGCGGGUCACUUCUCUCGUACGGGUUUGGCUUCGUGUUAUCCAUGCCCCAGAGAUUACUAUCAGCCUGAGGAGGGUCGAUCCUAUUGCCUCUCCUGCCCAUUUUACGGCACCACGACGAUAACUGGAGCCAAGGCUAUCCAACAGUGCUCCACCUUUGGCUCUAGUUUCUUGCCUAAAGAGGAAAGUGCAACACCGGCGCCAGAAGAGUUUGAGAAAAUUGAAUAUCAAGCUAGUAGCCAGAAGUUCCAUGAAUGCCUCCUGAAUCCAUGUCAAAAUCAAGGCACUUGUGAGGAAGUUGGGGUUGGAUAUGUAUGCACCUGUCAUCCAGGAUUCACAGGAGCCAAAUGUGAAAGUGACAUUGAUGAAUGUGAUUCCACUCCCUGUCAAAAUGGUGGCUUGUGCAGAGAUGGCAUGGGAGAUUUCCAGUGUCAGUGUCAGCCUGGGUUUUUAGGUUUGAUGUGUGAGGUUGAAGUUAAUGAGUGCAGCUCAUCUCCGUGUCUGAAUGAAGGCGUUUGUGUGGAUAAAGUCAAUCACUUUACAUGUAGCUGUGCAGAGGGAUUCACAGGUCCACGUUGCGAGUUGGAAAUAAAUGAGUGUGCGUCCAACCCAUGUCAGAACGAUGGUAUCUGUACAGAUCUGGAGGGUGGGUACAUCUGCUCCUGCGCUCAAGGCUUUACAGGUGAUAGUUGUGAGGUCGAUGAGGAUGAGUGCUACAGCGCCCCCUGUCUGAACGGAGGAACAUGUGUGGAUGCCGUCAAUAAUUUCAGGUGUGAGUGUGUGAAUGGAUACAGAGGCAGACUGUGCCAAUUGGACAUAGACGACUGCGAACCCAAUUUGUGUUUGAAUGGUGCGACCUGCGUGGACGGGGUGGCCACUUUUACCUGCAGAUGCCCUCCUGGGUUCAACGGAACCAGGUGUGAGACAGAGAUGCCCUCCUCUUUUGAUCUGGAGUUUGAAGUGUCUGGUAUCCAUGGUUACGUGAUGAUGGACGGUCAGAUGCCAUCACUUACACAGAUCACGUGUACGUUUUGGAUGAGGUCAUCAGACACUAUUAACUAUGGAACUCCAAUCUCUUAUGCCGUUGAAGGAAGUGACAACGCCUUUCUUCUCAUAGACUAUAAUGGAUGGGUGUUAUAUGUAAAUGGAAAAGAACGGAUCACUGAUUGCCCCGCAGUAAAUGAUGGCCUCUGGCACCAUAUUGGUGUAUCAUGGCGCAGCAUGGAUGGAGACUGGAGAGUUUAUAUUGACGGAAGCCCCUCAGAUGGAGGAAAAGGACUAUCCACUGGCUCUACUAUACCAGGAGGGGGAGCUCUGGUACUGGGACAGGAUCAGGACCAGAGGGGCGAUGGAUUUAACCCAGUGGAGUCUUUUGUGGGCACUCUUAGCCAGCUCAAUAUUUGGAACGAUGUUUUAACACCACAACAGAUCAGGUCUCUCGCCAGCAGCUGUCCACAUGAUUUGCAGAAAGGGAACAUUUUUGCCUGGCCUGACUUCUUGGGAGGUGUCACAGGCAGGGUAAAGACCAGCAGUAAAAGCAUUUUCUGUGCCGACUGCCCCCUACUGGAGACAUUUGUACCGAAAUUGCGCUCAUCCAGUGCUGCUGUGAGUCCAGGCUCAAAGGUGCAGUUCUCUUGCAGUCCCGGUUACUAUCUGGUUGGGGAGCCUGUACAGCAAUGUUUAAACAGAGGCCAGUGGAGCCACGCAGAGCCAUCAUGUGAACGUGUGGAGUGUGGUCCUCCACCUUACCUGGAGCACGGGCAGUAUUAUGGAGAGGAUUUCUAUGCUGGAGGUUCGGUGCUUUAUCAAUGUAAACCAGGUUUCUAUCUGCUCGGGGAGAGUAGGAUGUUGUGUGCCAGCAAUGGCAAAUGGACUGGCAACCCACCUGCAUGUUUGGAUGUGGAUGAAUGUGCUCUUGGGUCUGAAUGUGAUGAACAUGCUAGCUGUCAGAACACAGAUGGAUCUCAUAUAUGCACCUGCAUUCCCCCUUACAGUGGAGACGGAAGGAACUGCACAGAGCCAUUAAAAUGUGAAGAUCCAGGUGUUCCUGAGUUUGGGCACCGUGAAGGUGUUAACUUCAUCAUGGGCAGUGAGGUGGUCUUUUCCUGUAUAGAUGGCUAUGAGCUGAUUGGCUCGUCCCAUCUUUCCUGCUCUGAGGAAGGAAUUUGGGAGGGAGCUGUCCCAUACUGCCAAGCUCUUUCCUGUGCUCAUCCAAAUCUCCCGAAGUAUGGAAUUCUGCAUGGGACAAACUUCACAUACGGAAGCAAGGUGACUUUCAGUUGUGAGAAGGGUUAUGUCCCCCAGGAGCCGACAGAAAGCCAAUGUCAGGCGAAUUUGAAAUGGAGCAUAGAGGCCCCUAUAUGUCAGCCUGUAACCUGUGGUGAGCCCCCAGUGGUGGAUUAUGCCGAGUAUACCCUCAACGGAAAUGUCUACCUAACCACUCUAACCUACACUUGCAUCGAGGGAUACAGAUUGCAGGGUUCUGUGGAGUUGCAGUGUGAGGCAUCAGGAGAGUGGACGUCUCCUCCCCCUAUCUGUGCCAGAGUGGACUGUGGUAACCCUCCUCCUUUGAGGGACGCUGUAAUAAAGGGAGACAACUUUACAAUGGGUAGCCGGGUCUACUAUAUUUGCAAAGAGGGUUACACCCUGCUUGGAGAAGAAACUCAGGAAUGCCUCGCAAGUGGCAACUGGACUCAUAAUUCUGCCCAGUGUGUACCUCGGUCUUGUGGACCACCACCACCAGUUGACCAUGCUCUACCUGAUACUGGACAUCAGCUAUUUGGUGACACGGCUAUCUACUUCUGCGAUGAUGGGUACACCGCUGGCAACAAUACAAAACUGUUCUGCAAUGCACAAGGUGUGUGGGCACCGCCAGAUGGCUUUGGUAUUCCUCACUGUAUUGCCAAUUUCUGCCAGCGUCCUCCUAAUUUACCACAUGCUAUUCUGGACUCAAUCAACAAGCCAAAGUAUGCAAGCAACACAGAGGUUAACUACAAGUGUGAGGAGGGUUUUGUUCUCAACACAACAGGAAUACUGAAGUGCUUGAUAGGAGGAGAGUGGACACCAUCACCUUCAGACAUUGGCUGUAUGCCUGUAAGAUGCUCAAAGCCAGAGAGUAUUGAGAGGGGCUAUGUAAGCGGAACCAAUUAUAGCUUCGGGGCUGUAAUUGCAUACAGUUGUGAUAAAGGCUAUUUCAUUCGAGGAGAGAAGAGGAGGAUUUGUAAAGCCAGCGGUGAGUGGGGUGGUGUCUUGCCCACAUGCCAGCCUAUUUCCUGCUCUAGCCCACCUCGCUUGGCAAAUGGUUUUAUCCAGGGCCAAAUAAGAAGGAUCAACUAUGUGUACAGCAGUAGGGUGACUUAUGCUUGCAAUGAUGGCUAUCGUCUUACCGGAAAGCCUGAACGUAUUUGCAUGGCAAACAAGCAGUGGUCAAACAGCAACCCUCCUGUUUGUGUCCUCCUCACCUGUCCAACCCCGCCUGAUAUCGGAAAUGGUCGCUAUAUUGGCUCUACCUUUGAAGUGGGCAGUAAGGUGGAAUUUGUCUGCAGUGAGGGAUAUGAACUUAUUGGAGAUUCUACAUGGACUUGUUUAAAGUUUGGAAAGUGGGACAAGAGCAUAAUCCCACGUUGUUCCCCAGUUAAGUGUCCUGAACCACCUUUGGAGGAGAACCAUCUUGUAUUGCGUGGACUAGAUUCUGACUCAGGCACUGUGGAGCUUUCUUGUGAGGAAGGGUAUAUUCUUCAUGGUGCACGAACCCUUCGUUGUACCCCUUCUCAGGAGUGGAAUGACUCUUUCCCUAUCUGCAAAGAAGUGUUCUGUGGACCUCCCCCUGAGGUUUCCUUUGGUGACCCAUCUAAUACAUUGUCCAACUUUGGCAGUGUGGUGACUUACUCCUGCAUGAAUGGAUUUACUUUAUGGAAGGAAGCUUCUGUUCGCUGCCAGGCAGAUGGAAAUUGGAGCACACCUUAUCCUCAAUGCAUUCCUGUUGAAUGCCCACACCCUGAGGAGAUACCAAAUGGCAUUGUGGAUGUUCAAGGUCUUAUGUAUCUUAGUACUGCCAUUUAUAGCUGUAAGGCAGGAUAUGACUUAGUAGGCAACAGCACUGUACUUUGUGGUCAAAGUGGAUUUUGGAUAGGAGGUUUACCUGUAUGUCACCCUGUUAAGUGUGCUGCACCAAUAGAGAUUCCCAAUGGCUCUGUUAGGUACUCAAGGCUCCAGUUUAGCCAGUCGGUUAUAUAUUCCUGCCAAAGAGGAUAUCGUUUACAAGGCCCAGAAACACUUACCUGUCUGGAGAAUGGACAGUGGGACCAGAAUCCUCCUUCCUGUGUGCAGAUAUACUGUUCUCCCCCCAAACCUAUCGACAAUGGGUUUGUUGAAGGACAGGACAGUAAGUUUGGGGUCACCAUCUUUUAUAGCUGCUUUCCAGGUUUCCUGAUAGUUGGUAAUACUCACCUCACUUGUGAAGAACAUGGCUGGUCAAGUUCUGAGCCCCUAUGUGCUCCUGCUGACUGUGGCCUACCUCCACAUAUUGAUUUUGGUGACUACCUAAAGGUGCAACAUCUACCAAUAGAAGACGGCACACUUACAGGCCAACAAUUACCAGCAGACAAUAGCUUUUUACAUGGAUCCAUGGCUCAAUAUCAUUGCCAUUCCGGUUAUGAAGUAAGUGGUGACAUUGUUUUGAUGUGCCAAGAGGAUGGCACUUGGAAUGGAACAGCCCCUAUAUGUGCUCCUGCACAAUGUGAAACACCACCAAGCCCUGAACAUGGAUCAGUCUUGGUAACACAUAGUGACCUUGGCAGCCUUGUAGAGUAUAGCUGUGAGGAGGGAUACGAACUCAAUGGACAGACUGUCCGACAAUGCCUUUCUGGGCAACAGUGGAGUGAUGAAGCUCCUCGUUGUAUGCCGAUCUCAUGUGGUGAUCCUGGAGGCAUAUCAAAUGGUGAAGUGAUUGGAAAUUCUUUUCACUUCAAGGCAAUUAUUCGCUAUGAGUGCCAUGAUGGUUUUUCCCUACAGGGUGUUGAAACUAGGACUUGCCAAGUUGACGGGAAAUGGGACAACAAAGCUCCAUGGUGUAAAGCAGUUUCCUGUGGGCGGCCUGUUGUGUCAAAGGAUGUUCUAGUGAGAGGAGAUGACUACACAUUUGGUAAGAGGUUAUUGUUCAGCUGCAACCUCGGUUUCAUCCUGCAGGGAGCACCAACAAGUGUUUGUUUGGCCAAUGGCAGUUGGAGUGAAACUCCUCCGAAGUGCCUUCAAGCCGACUGUGGUCAACCACCAGUAAUUGAAAAUGGCAGAGUAACUGGCACGGAUUAUGGUUACAACAGUAUGAUUAGGUAUCAGUGUGAUACUGGUUACAUCUUGACAGGAAAUCCUUCUCUAAUAUGCAGAGGCGAUGGACUAUGGGAUGAUCCUCCUCCACGGUGUGACAUAAUCACAUGUGACCCACCUGAGGACAUUAGCCAUGGUUACCUGAAUGGAUCAAGUUUUAAUUUCGAUGAUGUUGUGGAAUAUAUCUGCUUCCCAGGCUAUGAGGUUGUUGGCAGUCCAGUUUUACGGUGUUCUGCAGAUGGAAUGUGGCUAGGGGAAGUUCCAGAAUGCCGGUCAUGUGUGUGCAGUCCCCCAGUGCUGAGGAAUGGUGCUGUUCUUGGUCGAGACCACACCUGUGGAGCAAGCGUCUGGUUCCGAUGUGAUGAAGGUUACAAAACUGUAGGCCCUACAGAGGCCAUAUGCGACAAGGGUGGCUUAUGGAGUCCAGGAGUACCUAUCUGUACCCGUGGGAGAUGUUCCAGCCCUCCCCCAGCUGUUCCUAAUGCUGUCAUUCAAGGUAGUACUGCCCAGCCCAUUGACACAGUCACUUACCGCUGUAGGCCGGGCUAUAAUUUGAAAGGUUCUCCCAAUAUCUCCUGUGGAAGGUUGGGCAGCUGGGGAGAGCCCAAUCUGAACUGUGAACCUGUUUCAUGUGGCGUGCCUCCACUGAUCCCAAAUGCAGAGACUGCUGGAGUGGUGUUAACAUAUGGAAGCAAAGCUCAGUACAGGUGUAAAGAGGGCUUUGAGUUAGCAACAAAAACAGAUUUUGUUAUCUGUCAAAGUGAUGGCACCUGGUCCAAACACGGUGUCAGGUGUCGACCCUCACCCUGCAGCCUGCCUGCCAACCUCUCCCAUGUAGUUGUCAAAGGAAACCAGCUCACACCUGUAGGGGGCACAGUAACAAUCUCCUGCAAACCGGGGUACCAUCUCGAGGGACCUGCACUGUCUGAAUGUGCGGUCUCUGGCAAAUGGUCACCACCUUUCUCUUCGAAGUCUUGUGUGCCUGUAAUUUGCGAAAAGCCUCUUCCCAUUCUUAAUGGCUUGCUUGAGGGCAAGAGCUACGAUUAUGGAGAUAUUAUAAGUUACACUUGCCUGAAAGGAUUUGAACUGCAGGGCGAUUCUGUUCAAACCUGUACAGGUGAUGGGACAUGGAGUGGAAUUCAGCCAUUGUGUGUUGCUGUGUCGUGUGGUCCUCCCCCAGUGGUGGACAAUGCAGUUUCUAUGUCCAGUGGUGAGACAUACCAGAGCACUGUCAGCUAUAUGUGUCUCCCAGGGCGGGUUUUGGUGGGAUCACAAAACAUUACUUGUCAGGCCAAUGGAACUUGGAGUUUACCAACACCAGCAUGUGAAGUCCCAGGGGGCUGUGGAAAGGUAACAGACUUUUCAAAUGGAAAGGUGCAGGAACACAAUCUGACCAGCGGGCGUGCACUUGAGUUUCACUGCGAGAAAGGCUACACACUACAGGGAGAGUCUCUGGUCAUGUGUAUGGGAAACGGCUCGUGGAGUUCACAUUUCCCUGUCUGUAUACCCAAAUCAUGUCCCCCUCCUCCUGGUUGGAUUGGGGUCAAUAGCAACACUACACGCAUGGCUUUCCCAGUCGGCCACUCGGUUCAAAUCAAUUGUCCUAAAGGUCAGCGGGUUAAAGGUAACCCAGGAAAAGUUACCACCACCUUAACUUGCAGAACCGAUCAGACCUGGACUCCCAUCAGUGCAGUGUGUGAGAGGGUGUCCUGCGGUCCACCUCUGUACGUGGCAAAUGGGGUGGUCCAUGGGGUGAUGUUCCAGUUUGGAGAUGUGGUGGUGUACUCAUGUUACCCAGGCUACACCAUGGAGGGUUCUAGCAGAAGUGUGUGCUUGGAGAAUGGCACGUGGACCCUAUCCCCUACCUGCAAAGCUUUAUGUUGGACCCAAUGUCAAAACGGAGGUGUGUGCUUGAGACCAAACAUGUGCCACUGUCAAGAAGGAUGGAUGGGUCGAUUUUGCGAGGAGCCGAUCUGCAUCCUCCCAUGUCUCAAUGGAGGACGCUGUGUAGCUCCAUACCAAUGUGAAUGCCCGGCAGGAUGGACAGGCAUACGCUGCCAUAUUGCUGUAUGUUCCAAGCCCUGUUUGAAUGACGGCAGGUGUGUCCGACCUAACAGGUGCCAUUGCCGUCAAGGCUGGGGAGGAUCUGACUGCUCGAGGAAAAGAAAAUCUGUAUACUUAAAUUUUUAACGUGCCACAGUACGUGAGCUUGAGUCUGACCACGAUGGAACGAGAAGGCUUCAUUUCAGAGAACUGUUUAACAUUUUCUUACUCCAUCUAAAGUGGUUUUGUAAAUUAAAGCUGUAUUUUUCAUGUAGAAAAUGAAACAGUAUUAAAUAUAUGCUGCUGCUAUAUACAUGAACUUGUACGAUGUGUAAAAAUGUUGAUGUGAUUCUCUAAUGUACGUGUAUAUAAACUAUUCUAUAUGUUUUUAUUAAAAACAGAAAAUACAAUUAUAUGGAAACUAACUGUAAUUCUCACAUUCAGUUAAUUAUGACAAAUUAUUAAUUAAACUUUGUUUGUUAAA